Molecule: messenger RNA, 2424 nt
Organism: Symbiodinium necroappetens
Lineage: Eukaryota; Dinophyceae; Suessiales; Symbiodiniaceae
Source: the annotation of a GenBank genome assembly
AUGGAGCAGAACGUCUCGAUUACGAACGUCUCGAUUACGACUCUGAAGGAGGCUACGGGCCUGGACGAUCGAUCCAUCCUCUUCGUCCCACUCCUCUUUGCGGUGUACUUCGUGACUGUUGGUCUUGGAACAGCCAUCGUGGCACGGCACACAAAACAAGCCAGAAAGGCGAGGGAAGCCCAAGAAGCCGGCCCAACUGUGCUGGGCAAUAAGAGCUCCACCGAUGCAGAUGCAGACGCGCUACUGAGCCCGCGCCGAGGAAGGGCGGGGACGUGGGCCCGUCUGGGCCGCAAAAAGGCGGUUCAGAUCUCCUUCGCGUGCACCUACAGUAUUUGCAUGUUUGCCACGCUGGUGAGCCUUGCAACAGGUAGCCUGUCCAAGAGGACGGGUCUGUAUUGGGAGUGGUACCUGAGACUUCUCAGCCUCGCUUGCCUGUGGCACUUGCUUCAGGCCCUGUCUCUACCGAAAGAGCACGAAUAUCCCCGGAUGGCCUUCGCUGACGCAACGCUGGCGGGCAUGGUGCCCUUCAUGUCGGACAACUUUGACAUGCUGAAGGAUAUCAUCUUCGGAGGACUCUGCUGGCAGUCGGACUGGUUCGGCGUCAAAGCCAUGGCGUGGAUAAGCUGGCUGUACAUCCCAGCAUUCCACGCCUACCUUCUUCAGCAAGAGAGCGUGCUCAAUGAACUCGCUAGUCACGUCCUCUCGAUUUGGACCAUGGCGACGGAGACUGAAGAUGGCCGGAGGCAACAGCGCGAACGGCCCGACGGGACGGAAGGCCCCAAGAAAAAUGGCUGCUUCAGAAAGAUGUGGCAGGACAAGGUGUGGCUUCCCAUCCUCUACCGACAGACGACGCCCACGAAGCAGCAGAUGCUGCUCGUGGAGAACGCCCCGCAGGCGAUCAUGGCGGUGCUGUACACAGCAGCAGAAGGUGGCAGCGUCAUCGUGUCGGUGCUGAACAUCGCCGUGCCGAUUCUUCAGGUAUUGGGAUCCAGGGCUCUCUUCCCACGCCUUCGGGAAGCCAUGGUGCCCUGGUACGUGAAGAAACUCAAGUCCGCCAUCCAAGACGAGGAUAUGUUGACCCUGGGAGGACUCUGGAAAGAGGCCGACUUCGACGAGGCUCCAAAGCUGCUGGCUCAUGUCGCGCGUGGCCUCUCCGUCUUCGAUGGCGAGCCUGAGCUCCUGGACCGGUUGGAGUCCAUGCCAGGGGACAAGAGCAGGGAAGUACGGUACAUCCAGCUCCUGAAGGAGAUGCUGAUGCUGGCAGCCUCCAAGGGCACGCGCCUUGUUCUGGACGACCGAGACAUGCGCGGCGAUGCUUUGGAGUUCCAGGUAAAUCUCUCCAGGAACGACCUCGGAGCAGAGGAGGGUCAGGCCCUGGCCGCCAGCAUCGCUGCCAACGGCUCCAUCAUCGACCUGAAGCUGUCGGGAAACUCUUUUGGGACCACCGGCAUGCAGGCCCUGGCUGAAAAAGCCUUGCGCAUUCAAAGCCUUCGGCACCUCGACGUCGCUGGCAACGGCCUGGGUGCGGCUGGCUUGCAGGCCUUGGCAGAGGCUUUGGCUGAGACUUCCCUGCUGGAGUCUCUGGACGUGGGCUCCAACGAUCUUGGACCGGAGUGCGCUGAGGCCCUGAAGACGGUCCUCAGCAUCGCGACUCUGACGGACUUCCGAGCCGACCAGAACACCUUGGCGGGUGCAGUUGCAAAGGCCGUCGCCGCAGCCCAGCGCAAAGAAAGCCUCCGCCAGCUGAGUGUGGCCGGCAACGACCUGGGCACAGCGGGCUUCCAGGCCUUGGCAGAAGCACUGGUCAAGACGGAGACGCCUGUGGAGAUUAUCGAUGUUGGAUCCAAUAGAAUUUUGGAGCUCUGUUCCGAGGCCUUGCAGAAGCUUCUCUGUACGAAGACCCUCAAGCAUUUCCGUGCUGCCCACAACGCCUUGCGGGAUGUGGGGGCCAAGGUCGUGGCAGAAUGCCUUGACUCUGACCGCUGCGCGAUCGAACGACUGAGCCUCGUGGCCAACGGCAUUGGCGCAAAUGGGUUGCAGGCUCUGGCCUCCAUUCGGCGACGUGCAGCCGUUCAGCUCCACAUCUCCGGAAACCUUAUGAACCUAGACUGGGGCCCACGAGCGAAGGCCAGGCUGAUGGACGUGGUGGUGGCACACGAUGACAAGUCGACUGAUGCUGUUGACAAAGCCCAGGAGGUGCGGCAGGCUCUCCGAGAUGGCCAAGUCGAGAUCUUUUGGGGCAAACGAGCGGAUUGCGAGGAGCUGGCUGCGGCCUUGCAGGGCCAGUCUCGGCUGCAGGUCUUACAGGUCUACUCGGGUAAGGAUGUCGAGGCGGCCGUGUUGGAGGCCCUCAAGAGCCACGUCGCGCUGAAGAGCCUCGUACUCUGGGAACCCGACGGCUCGCUGUCGGAGGUAGGUGUUUGA